This is a messenger RNA of Aspergillus puulaauensis, 1686 nucleotides long. Its product is annotated as DEAD/DEAH box helicase. Bases 1 to 1686 code for a protein of 561 amino acids. NCBI's taxonomy places the organism in Eukaryota, Fungi, Ascomycota, Eurotiomycetes, Eurotiales, Aspergillaceae. Gene Ontology annotation, cellular component: mitochondrion. Gene Ontology annotation, molecular function: ATP binding; nucleic acid binding. The transcript has a single exon. The record is from RefSeq and is a predicted model, not a curated record.
AUGCAGAGCUCCACUGAUGGCCUCCAGCCAUACGCCUCCAUGGCAGGAAAGCUGGACUCAAAACUUCUCAAAGCCCUUGAUGUUAUGGGAUUCGAAUCCAUGACGCCUGUCCAGCAGCGUAUUCUAACCGAACUCCCGGACUGGCGCAGCGACUGCCUUGUACAGGCGAAAACAGGGACUGGCAAAACCCUUGCAUUUCUGCUACCUGCAUUGCACUCUUUACUACAGGGGCGUUCAGCAGCACCGCAUGGCCAAGUUGCCAUUUUGAUUAUCACGCCGACGCGAGAGCUCGCCCAGCAGAUUGCAAAAUCGUGCGAUCAGCUCACCUCACAGCUUGCGAAGCCUCUUGAGUGCCAUAUCGCAGUUGGUGGGACGGCUCGGGCAUCCGCCCAUUCGCGCUUCAUGAAAGGAGCGCCGUCGAUCCUGGUCGCAACACCGGGACGACUAAAGGACUACCUAUCCGAUCCUAAUACAGCGCAGAAAUUGUGCAAUAUCCAGACUUUGGUGUUGGAUGAAGCUGACAGGAUGCUCGAGACGGGCUUUCUAGCUGACGUGAAGGAAAUUCUGAAGCUUAUCCCACCCAAGAGCACUGGCUGGCAAGGUAUGUGCUUCUCAGCCACUGUUCCACCCAAAGUCAAGGAUGUGGUUAGUGUUGUGUUGAAGCCAGGCUACAGUAAUAUUUCAACCAUUGAGCAACAUGAAGCGCCUACGCAUGAGCGAGUUCCCCAGUACCAUGUGGUCAUACCGUCUGUGGUGGACACAUUUACUACACUCACCUCGCUUCUUAAGAUUGAAAUCAAGAACAGCUCGAAGAUCAUUGUCUUCGGUGUUACUGCCAACAUGGUUGCUCUUUUUGCCAACGUAUUUUCUAAGGGAUUGACUCCUUUGAAGGUGUUUGAGAUUCACUCCAGACUCAACCAAGCCGCUCGCACAAGAACGACAACCCAAUUCAAAGAAGCAGAUUCGGGAAUCCUUUUCGCCUCCGAUGUUAUCGGCCGCGGAAUGGACUUUCCUAAUGUCGACCUAGUCAUCCAGAUCGGCCUGCCAUCAAACGCCGAACAAUACGUACAUCGUGUUGGCCGUACUGGCCGUGCAGGAAAUGAGGGCCGCGCAGUCAUCCUUCUCACAGAAUCCGAAUCUUUUUUCAUGAAGAACAACCGCCACCUACCCAUAAAACCCCACCCCGAGACCGAUGCGAUCAAUGCAGGUGCGUCUUCAUGCACUGAAGCUGUAAUAAAGGCCAUGUACAGCAUUGAAGAAACCACAAAGCAACGCGCCUACUCUUCUUAUAUAGGCUUUUUCGCUGGAUCAGGUCUAAUGAAGCAGCUCCGUCUUGACAAGCCUGGCAUUGUGCAGCUCGCAAACAACCUGGCGAUGCAGGGCAUGGGGUGCCCUGAGCCUCCACCUAUGGACAAGAAGGUCGUUGGAAAGAUGGGCCUGAAAGGUGUCCCUGGCUUCAACUACGCGAGCGGGGAGAGUUUGCGCCCUGCUAAACCGCGCGGUCCUCCCAGGCCCAAGUCUCGUGAUGACAGCCCCUGGAAAGGCAAACCACGCACUGCUUUGAGUCCUUCAGCUGGCCGGGGAGGCAAUCAUGAAAGGGUCGAGAAGAACAGCGGACCGCGUUGGCGUGGUGGGCGCGGCGGGCGCGGUGGGCGAGGUGGACGCGGCGGACGUGGAGGGCAGUGA